Daldinia caldariorum is the source of this 1034-nucleotide messenger RNA. RefSeq lists its product as uncharacterized. The record is from RefSeq and is a predicted model, not a curated record. Bases 274 to 930 code for a protein of 218 amino acids. The transcript has 2 exons. NCBI's taxonomy places the organism in Eukaryota, Fungi, Ascomycota, Sordariomycetes, Xylariales, Hypoxylaceae.
CUUCCCGUGUUGAUCAGCGGGUAAAAGGUUGAUGAUAAAAAGCGUCGAAGAUCUCUCUGAAUAUGUACGGUCCACAUUCUUCUAAAUCAUCACCUAUCGCUUCUUUUGAUUCUGUCAUCCUUCCGUGAAGGUCAUCUUUCUUCAUUCCUUAUCCUGUUCUAUUCAUUCGUUCGUUCUUGGCCGGCAUCAAGCAUUUUUCUCACUUGCAUAUAAUAAUAUAUCAAUUACCGUUAAUAAUACCACUACCCUAUCAAUACCCAUCCCGCCGUCAUAAUGCGUACCUCAUUCUCUAUCGCAGCUCUCCUCGUCGGAACUGCAGUCGCAGCACCUAUCAUCCCUUUCGUCACCACGACCGCAGUAAUACCCCUGCAGGAAGAUGGUGGUGUCGGCGCAUUAAGCGCGGCGACGGAGAUCAGCCGACGACAAAGCUCUAAAAAGGCCUGCUUCAUCAUCGGCAGCAAGACGCUACCCAAAGAAGUCGCCGACAUCGCCACCAGCCUAGCCUCGACCGUUUCGUGCGACAGCUCCGCUAAGACCAUCUCCGGCGUCCCGGAUGUCAAGUCCGGAUCGACAACCUUUUCUUCCAUCGACUUCAGCAAGUCCAAGCAGACCGGCCUCCAGUUCGCGCUGUCGAAGUUCGCGACGGCCGAACCCCUCGCCAGCACGGACCUAAAGAAGUUCCAGGACAUGCUGAACGUGUACCAGGCCACCGAGGCCGGUAUCCGCAGCGUCGGCGGCUCCUUAGCCAUCAAGGUGCCCAAGUUCUUCCUUGAGAUGCAAGUGAGCCGCAUCCAAACUGCCCAAGGAAACCCCCCCUCCGCCCCUGGGCUGCAGGUUGACCACCUCCGUGACAAGGUCCUGAAAAACGCACCUAAGGAGUCCUCGGCCCUGCUAAACCAGGUUAAGCAACUUGCCACUCAGCUGAAAUAGAUGACUCUGGGAGGGGAUUCAAUAGAUAGGUAGACAUGAUAGCCAAAAUAUUUGCAUAUGACUUGAGCAUUAUUCGCGAGACGUUGAAUCUGGCUGAUCUAGCU